GCGCGCUGGGAGCUGUUUGCGAACCAGACCAUCACCACUUUCACUGAGCGUUUUUCGCGGAGGUUGAAUGAAAUGAAAAGAGAUGCUCUGUCUUUCUUCUGGAUGGAUAAACGCGGUGUGUUUUUUGGACGGUGACAGCAGCAGCCCGGGAACCUGAACAUGUUUUAGCGCUCAGAGGAAAUGGACGACCUGUCUGCUGGCUCAGUAACGCCAUUCCUGUGUUUUAGUGUGAACAUCCCUGAGGAGUUUUGUGUGUCAUCGGGACCUUGAAACACGCACGCACGCACGCACGCACGCACACACACACACACUGAUGUUCAGCCUCUCCCUCUCACAGCAGACGUGGCAGACCUCAAAUCUCUGAAAGAUUGAUGAGGUCUUGUCCAGGCGCAGGAGGCCUGGCACAGCGUCGAUAAGGCAGCUUUCAUUUCAGCACAUUUUGUCCCUCGCUCCCUCCUUUCUUCUAGUCUUUUCCAUCACACUGAGGGACAUGGGGGCUCGCUUUAAAGUGUGAGAGAGGAUUAUGACAUGCCAAGGCCCCUGGGCAAGAAGGACAGUGUUUUAAGAAACGGGAACCAUGAGAUGCCCCGGAAAUGACGGUUCGGUUUUCUUCUGUCACUUCAUCUUGGACAGCUGUGUGGAAGCUGAGAAGGACGACAGAGUCGGCAGGUCACUGUCAAACUGCUGGAGCUGGAAUAUAAUGAAACUGCAGGGAGACACACAGAGCUGAGAGCAGCUGAACAUACAUCAUACCACGUGCACACACACACACACACAGUCACACACUCUGGGUGUUCCACACAGGACAAUGUGCAACAUCUCGUUCUGUGAUGUGGACAGUAAGGUGGACCAGUUCUUCCAGCCCACGCUCUACAUCAUAGUCAUCGUUCUGGGGCUGCCCACUAACUGCAUGGCCCUGUGGGCUGCCUACAUGCAGGUACGGCAACGCAACGAGCUCGGGAUCUACCUGAUCAACCUGUCGGUGGCUGACCUCCUCUACAUCACCACUCUUCCUCUGUGGAUCGACUACUUCCUGCAGCACGAUGACUGGAUCCAUGGUCAGGAGAGCUGCAAGCUGUUUGGCUUCAUUUUCUACACUAAUAUCUACGUCAGCAUCGCCUUCCUCUGCUGUAUAUCGCUGGACAGGUACCUGGCUGUGGCAUACCCUCUGCGCUUCGCCAAGGUUCGACGAAUCAAAACAGCCGUCCUGGUCAGCGCCAUGGUGUGGAUCAUUGAGAUUAUUGCCAACUCUGCUCCUCUCUUCCAUGAUGAGCUCUUCCAGGAUCGGUUCAACCACACCUUCUGCUUUGAGAAGUAUCCCAUGCAGGACUGGGUGGCAGGGAUGAACCUCUACAGGACAUUUCUGGGAUUCCUUGCUCCCUGGACAGCCAUGCUGGUCGCCUACCGUGGGAUCCUGGUCGCAGUGCGCUGCAACGUCUCAACAGAACGUCAGGAAAAGGCCAAAAUUCAGCGGCUGGCGUUGAGUUUGAUCCUGAUCGUUCUGCUGUGCUUUGGACCGUACCACAUCCUCCUGCUGGUGCGGAGUGUCAUGUUUCUAAGGAAGCCGUGUGACUGUGGCUCAGAGGAGAACUUGUUUGCAGCAUACCACGUAUCGUUGGCACUGACGAGCCUCAACUGUGUCGCCGAUCCCAUUUUGUACUGUUUCGUCAACGAGGGGGCGAGGCACGACGUAGGCCGAGCCCUCUCAGCGUUACUGUCUGCUGCCUGCCACAAGGGCUCCUCUUCCUCACCGUCGCAUGCUGACAUACUGAACGCUGGUUCCGUUACCAUGGAAACACCACUAUCAGCAAAGAAGCAGCCUUGUGUGUACGCCGACGGAGGCAAGACAAGCAGCUACAAGACAGAGCUGGUGGCUCUGAAGGAAGAGUGUCUACAGAUGACCAUCCUCAGUGUUAGGAAGUGACUUCCACCUCAGGUUAGUGGAAGGAGGAAGCUCCUCACACAUCUAAUUUCUUAUGGCCUGACAGGCUGAAAUCAGAACUGGUGGGUGUAGAUCGUUGGGCUAAAAGUUUCCGCUCAGUGGCACUUUAACAAGCCAGAAUGGAAACAAGAUCGAGGUGCUGGAUUUGGACAAAUGUGUGGAGUACAACACAAAGAGCACCUGCAAAUUAUUGGGUGAAAGAAAAGCAGAGAAACUACUUUGCUAUUGUUAAAUUUUUAACCACUAUAGGGGCAAAAAGUUUUGGUUUGCUGAUGGUGCUAUAUGAAAAUUCAGGGGCUCAACAAAGUCCUUAGGAUUCAACCUCAGUGGACCAUGAAUGUCUGUACCAAAUUUAAUGCCAACCCAUCCAGUGCAUGUUGAGCCCGUUGAGUCUGGACAAAGCGUUGCUGCAGCACAGCGACAGACUGGUGGAGAGGCUGAUAAGGAUUUCAUCAAACACAACUUUACAAAUUGGAUUUCUGGACAAUUCCUCACUGUGCCAGGUGUCACUCAUGCCUCAGAAGACAUUCUUGAAUAUUUAAGUGUAGUUAUUUAAGCAGACCACCCGCUGCAUGGGUGAGUAUCGUUCGUGGUGUGAGAGCAGACACCUUUGGAUUCAGUCUACUUGGACACCUGACUGGACAAAAGGUGGAUGUAGGAGGUUGGGGUUUGACACUCAAAUGUGCCACUUUGGAAAACAAAAGAAGAGCAGAAGGGUAAUAAGAAAAAGAAAAGAAAAAAGACUAGAUUACUGGUCAAAAACAUUUGUAAUGUAUGUUGGAAAUGUCUUUACCAUUUCGUUAGUUUCUUUUUUUUUUGUUUUGAAGGAAAUAAUGGAGCCUUAUGAAGUACCUCAGCUCAUAAACUGUGACAGAAUCAAGGCUUAGAGGUGUGUUUCUUCUUUAAUUUGAGCCAUGUUUUUUCCUUUUUCUUUUAUUUUUACCACCAAGAGCAAAACACUCAUAUUCAGUUCACUGAGAUGGCAGAGAAUGCAGCUUUUUACUGCGCUCAGCUCAUUUGGAAAGCUACUGUCAGUAAUCUUUAAAGUAUGCAGACUUCCAUGCUGGUUUUCCCUAAAAUGGCAAGAUUUCUACAUUCCUCCUUGAUUUAUGCAGCACUCAGGCUGCUAAAAUUGUUUGUCAUAUUAGGGAAACAAUUAAGAAAGAUUUCUGUAAUGUCAGUGUGCUGAGGAAAUUAAGAAAUACUUUACUGGAUAUCAAUAUAAAGCGAUCUUCAGGGGUCAGAAGGACUCUGGCAGCAGCCAUGAACGUCUGUAGCAGCAUUCAGGACAGGAAAGCAACAUCUGUUGUUUUUAACGAUUUAUUUAUCAAAAUCAUGGACUAAAAAUUUACAGCAAGCAUGUCUCUCCUUUUGUAUGUGCAGCUGAUGCUGGCAGCCAUACGCUGACUACGUUCUGAGCUCCUGAUGUCAAGUACACUUUAUCAGGGCCUGGAAAAAAAUGUGCUGCAGAAAUUGACCCUGAUUUGAAAUUAAACGGAUAUGAUUUCCAUUCCUUGCUGGCAGCUUGUUUUUACAGUCAAUCCAACAGAAAGGGACCAAACAGCUUUUUCAGAAUUCACAACAGUUGGGAUCCCAAAAUUUAACGGCAGCUUUUACAACAGAGCACUGAAUACUGCACACAAAGAAAGAAUAUGUGUCACUGAGAAAAAAUGCAGACUGGACAGAGCAGAGGCAUCUUCAGCUUCCAGAAUCAACGUUGGAGUCAUCAGCUUGAUCUCUAAACUUUUACUGUUGUCUUUUGAAAGAAUCAGUGGCAAUGACAUGUCAAGAGUGGACCUGUUUACAUUCAAGCCCUGCUGUAUGUUCAGGAAUACAGCAGUGACAUAAUGACUUUCCUUGUGUGCAGUUUUAUGGCUCAUGUAACUCCAGUCCAGCCCAGUGAUUUCAUGGUGAUCAGCAGGUGUUCAUGUUGAAGGAGGAUGGGAGAUGUUUUGGAAAGUGUGAUUCCAGCAACAACACAGAUUUUUGUGUUAUCUUGGCAUGAAAAGUGUUACCGUGUUAGUGCGAUGAUGUUGAGGCAUGUUGUUUGGACACGUUUAGCUCUUCAGGUUUGCCCGAAACGCUGCUGUGUACCACUGCUUUUGUUGUGCAUCUGUGUGUCUGUCUCAGAGAGGAGGUACCAGGCUUCAUAAUGUGCAUUAGUUGAUCGACAGUGUCAGUGAGAAAUAAAUUAUGC
Toxotes jaculatrix (banded archerfish) is the source of this 4139-nucleotide messenger RNA. It is a transcript of the gene gpr4, whose product is annotated as G protein-coupled receptor 4. The transcript is spliced from 4 exons. Gene Ontology annotation, molecular function: G protein-coupled receptor activity. Gene Ontology annotation, biological process: G protein-coupled receptor signaling pathway. NCBI's taxonomy places the organism in Eukaryota, Metazoa, Chordata, Actinopteri, Toxotidae. The coding region runs from base 809 to 1924 and encodes 371 amino acids. Gene Ontology annotation, cellular component: membrane. The record is from RefSeq and is a predicted model, not a curated record.